GCGUGUCUCCGGGGCAGAGUUUUGUCUCCCGGCGCUUCGAUUGGCCCGGCCGCGCGGGGGAUUCUGGGUUCGGCGUUCCUGUUGUCUACGCGCGCGUUUCGCCAUGUUGGGCUCCCCGGUGAAGCGGCAGAGAAUGGAAUCAGCGCUGGACCAGCUCAAGCAGUUCACCAUAGUUGUGGCCGACACGGGCGACUUCCACGCCAUCGAUGAGUACAAACCCCAGGAUGCCACCACCAACCCAUCUCUGAUCCUGGCUGCAGCCCAGAUGCCAGCCUACCAAGGGCUGGUGGAAGAGGCGAUCACUUAUGGGAAGAAGCUAGGCGGGUCACAAGAGGACCAGAUUAAAAAUGCUAUUGAUAAACUUUUUGUGUUGUUUGGAGCAGAAAUACUGAAGAAGAUUCCAGGCCGUGUAUCCACAGAAGUAGAUGCAAGGCUGUCCUUUGAUAAGGAUGCCAUGGUGGCCCGAGCCAGGCGCCUCAUUGAGCUCUACAAGGAGGCAGGAAUUGGCAAGGACAGAAUUCUCAUCAAGCUGUCAUCCACCUGGGAGGGAAUCCAGGCUGGAAGGGAACUGGAGGAACAGUAUGGCAUCCACUGCAACAUGACGCUGCUCUUCUCCUUCGCCCAGGCCGUGGCCUGUGCUGAGGCGGGUGUGACACUCAUCUCUCCCUUCGUGGGGCGCAUCCUGGACUGGCACGUGGCAAACACAGACAAGAAAUCAUACGAGCCUUUGGAGGAUCCUGGGGUCAAGAGUGUCACCAAAAUCUACAACUACUACAAGAAGUUUGGUUACAAGACCAUUGUCAUGGGCGCCUCCUUCCGCAACACAGGCGAGAUCAAGGCUUUGGCAGGUUGUGACUUCCUCACCAUAUCGCCUAAACUCCUGGGUGAGCUGCUUAAGGACAGCAGCAAGCUGACACCUGUGCUCUCAGCAAAGGCAGCCCAGGCUAGUGACUUGGAGAAGAUACACCUGGACGAGAAGUCUUUCCGCUGGCUGCACAAUGAGGACCAGAUGGCUGUAGAGAAAUUGUCUGAGGGGAUCCGCAAGUUUGCUGCUGAUGCCGUGAAGCUGGAGCGGAUGCUGACAGAAAAAAUGUUCAGUGCAGAGAAUGGGAAGUAGUGUGCAUCAGAGCCUGUGGACCCCAGAUCUGCCAUCCUGCCUGUGACUAGAGUCCUGCUGUGCAAGGCUUUGUGGACUCUUUAGUUUUUUUGACCAAUUGUACAGGGAUGAAUCAUCAGUUUCUGAUUUUAUGUAAAACUGCCUAAUGCAUUAAAGCAGUUGCUUUUCC
Molecule: messenger RNA, 1286 nt
Organism: Cavia porcellus (domestic guinea pig)
Lineage: Eukaryota; Metazoa; Chordata; Mammalia; Rodentia; Caviidae
Gene: Taldo1
Product: transaldolase 1
Exons: 8
Coding region: 104-1117 (337 amino acids)
Biological process (GO): carbohydrate metabolic process; pentose-phosphate shunt; pentose-phosphate shunt, non-oxidative branch
Cellular component (GO): intracellular anatomical structure; cytoplasm
Molecular function (GO): transaldolase activity
Source: RefSeq, a predicted model, not a curated record